AUGACUGCAGUUGAACGAAAUAAUAAUAUUCUCGAUUAUACUAAUAACGAAGAUAAUAAUAGUAAUGAUAAUAAUAUUGGUAAUACCAAUAUCGAUAAAAAUGUUGUAUUUAAAAAAAGGAGAUGUACUGUAACUGACACUAACAACGAUAGUGAUGACAUUAAUAACAAUAUUGAUAUUAAUGGCAGUACAAGUGUAAUGUCAAGAAAUAAUAGUGAAAAUUCUAUUAAUACUACAAAUGCACUAAAAUCAAAUAGUAAUAAUAUGAACUCAAAAGUAAAUAAAAAUUUAUCUCAAUUACCAGAGAAUCUAAGAUUAAAUGGAGUCACCCCAAGUGGUAAACCAAGAUUAUUCGUUUGUUCCAUUUGCACAAGGGCAUUCGCAAGACAAGAACAUCUUACGAGACAUGAAAGAUCUCAUACAAAGGAAAAACCCUAUUGUUGUGGCAUUUGUCAACGUAAAUUCAGUAGGAGAGAUUUGCUAUUAAGACAUGCCCAUAAAAUUCAUGGUGGUAACUAUGGUGAUUCUAUAACUAUUACAAGUAAUGGAACUGUAUCAACUGAAAAGAAUACUCCAAAUUCUUUGAUUUCAUCACCUGUGUCAUCUAAUCUUGUUUCUAUCACAGACCCAGCUUUAGAUGUUGGUACAAUCGAUGAAAACAAUAAUAAAUUUAUUUUCAAUAAUAAAAGUUCAACCUCAUCAAAAGAGCAAAAUAACAAUGCAAAUAACAACAAUAAACGAAAAUUGACAAAUUCAUCAAAAGGAAGAAGAAAAUUCACAAGAAACGUAUUAUCAUUGAAAAAUACGAAAACAAAUAUUGAUAAAAAAAAAAUAUCUUCAAAAACAAAUAACACUCAGUCAAUCAAAAGAUUGAAUAAACGUCGUGCAUCCUUUAGUGCACAAUCUGCAGAAAAGUAUGCUUUACCGAUUAUUACUGAAGAUAACAAUCAUAUUUAUGAUAGAAUUAAAUUUUCCACUCCUGAACUAUUGCCUCUGGAUUAUUUCAACAAUCCUGACACCAAUACUUACUAUAAACCAAAUUUAACGAAUAACGAAGAAAUACCAAAUUUAAAUAUUAAUAAUUUCACAUGUAAUAAUAAUAACUCUCAGUUAACUUUUCCAAUUAAUGAUUUUAACCUCAAUGACACAAUAGAAUGGAUCAAUGGUUCAUCAAAUAUUAACAAUAUUAACAAUAUUAACAAUAAUAUCAAUUCUACCUCUUAUUCCAAUAAUGAUAAUUUGGAAAGUAGUGCAAGCCCUCAAAGUCAGCAAAAUUUCAAUAAUUUUAAUGUUGUUUCCGGUAUCAAUGAUUUGGCUGUCAUUAACGAUUAUGCCACAAAUAAUAUCGAUGACAAUAAUAAUGACUUCCAGUUAUUAUCUAAAUACGCUUCAUCGUCUGCAAUAGACGAAGAUAUGGGUGAUGAUUUUGAAGAUGAAGGCAACAUGACUCGUUCAUCCACAGCAUUUACGAUAAAUAAUUCGUACAAUACAAAUACAGAAAACAUAACUAAUAAGCAUGAAGAAGAUGAUAGUGUCAUAUCUGGGUCAAAACCAAAUUAUAGCCAAAAAACUAAUGGUUAUCAAUUACCAUCUACAGCUUCUUUGUUCGGAAAUUAUUCGUACCAAAAAUCUAAUAAACCUAAGGUUACAGAUCAAGAAAAGGUAGAUACAAAUAGCAUCAAUACACCAGUAAGUAUUUCAAACAAAUUGAGUAACGUAAAUUUAAAUGAUGAUGUAUUUGAUGUUAAUCAUUUAUCUACGUUUACAAAUGAUAUUCAAAAUAUUUUUGGUAAAUAUAUACAAGAUGAGGAGAAACAAUUUUAUUCAAAUGACAACAAAAAGGAUAAGAAUAUUCCAAUGAAUAAUAAUAUAGCACCCCAACUUAAUUGCCCAAAUGAUAACUAUACGUUUUAUGGUUUAGAUCAUUUUACUAUAUCCAACAUAACACGAGCAACACCGCCAGAAUCUAAUGAUACAGUUAAUUAUUCAAACUUGAAACCUGUUAAACUUUUCACGCCUGAAUUACGCCAAUUAUGCAUAACAGCGCUAAAUUACUAUAAAGAAUGUUCCAAUAGCAAUGGUAAUAUGACUAAUUGUUAUAAUUAUAAAGCUCAUAGAGAUAUUAAAUCAGCAGGUAUGAACCCGUUACUGGUCGCAAAAGAUUUGGUAUUGCCAAGUUGUAAUGAACUGAACAAUUACCUAUCAUACUUCCAACAAUUUUUCUUACCUCAUCAUUCCUUUAUUCACCCUAAUGUCCUUCAUUUUGAUUUGUCCUUAUUGAGAAGAUAUGUUCAUGAAGAAUUAGUGGAUUUAAAUGAAUUAAAAAACGACUUUGAUGAUCAAGGUGAAUUUGAUAAUGAAAUUUAUGAUAGGGAAGAUUUCAAUUUAAGGUAUGCGAAUAUUGCAUGCUUGCCACUUUUUAUGGCAACAUGUGGUUCUUUCUACAAACCUGGUAGUAAUCCCAAAACUAUGGAGUUAUAUGAAAUAAGUAGACGUGUAUUGCAUGUGUACUUGGAGACAAGAAAAAAAUUAAGUAAGAAGGAAGAACUGUCAAAUUAUCCUCAUUCUAAGAAGUUCCGUAAUCUAUGGCUGAUUCAAACUUUAAUUUUGAGUAUUGUUUUUGCUAUUUUUGCCGACUCUCUAAAAAGUGUUGAUGAGAAUACUAUAAAAAGACAGAUAUCUGCUGUUUGCUCAAUCGUAAAGAAAAAUAUAAUCCCUACAAUUUCAUUUCCUGAUUCAAAGUAUAUUUCAUUUACUGAUAAGAAGGAGAUUUUUAGGUUUAAUAAUAAGUUUCAAUAUAUUAUUUUUGAAAGUUCCUUAAGAUCAACUUUGAUGGUUUAUAAUUUCUGCCGCUUUUUAAAUGUUUUUUAUAAUAUUGAUUCAAAUCUCUUUUUAUCCGGAAAUGAUAUUGAAAAUAUUGUUAUACCUGAUGAUGAGGCUAAUUGGAUUUUGACAUCUUUAUUUGAUACAGAAAGAGAGUUUGACAUAAGAAAACAAAAUUCGGUUACAUACCAGAAAUAUUAUCAUAGUUUUGCAUUUAACAAAUUAGGAAUGCAUCCUCUAUCUGAAAUUUUAAUAACCACUAUGUUGUAUUAUGAGUUUAAUUCAAGCAACUUCUCUACUUUCCAUGUUUUCCUCAACAAAAUCGAUACCAAGAAAUUGGAACUAAACUUUCCACAACAUUUUCAUAAUAUCAUUAAUGAUUCGGAUGAAGAGACAUAUGAUAAAAUUGAGAAUCAUUCUAAAAUAUUAUGCGGUGAUUCUAUUACUCUAAGAAAUACGUUGAUGUCCAUUUAUCUAUUUAAUAAAAUUGAUGUCAGAUUUUGUUCAAAAAUUUGGAAUGACCAAAUUAAUGACGUAUUUCAUAUAUUUUUGAAUUCUGAAAAUUUAAAUAUAUUUACAAAGGGAUCAUACAGUUUGCUAACUGAUUUUUUAGUUGCAUUGAAUUUUUCUAUUAAAAAUAUUUCAAAUUUAUUUGUACUGAAGGAUGAUGCCAAGACUAUUGAACUAGAUGCUACUAAGAUAACAGUUUUCAAUAUUCAAAGUUAUUACUAUAAUUUCCUUAUUAUUAUCAAAUACAUCUUAGAUUUCGAGGCGACUCCUAAUUUUAAGCUGUUAUGUAUUUAUACCGAAUUGAAGAAGUUGGCCAAUAAGUUGUUGAUUCCUAAAUUCUAUAUGAACUAUCCAAGUGAAUUUUGUGGAUUUGAAGACAUUGUAAAAACCUAUAGGUUUUUGAAUGUCCAUGAUGAAUUGAAAAUUAAUCAACAGUAUGCUACAAUUGAUGUCGAUAAGUUAGAAAAGCUACUUAAUAAUGUUUUGGUGUAUUCAUUUAAUGAUACUUCAUUUUUGAACAUGUCAGAACAAUCGACAAACGAAUUUUUAUUCAGUAGCAAUUACCCCACAUAUUAUCCAUUUACCUCUUCACCUCCAACAAUUCUACAAAGCAUACAAGAUGAAGAUGAUAAUAGUAUGAAUGAUAUGACAUCUAAUGACCCAGUACCUACUAAAUCAUCAAUGGAUUUGGUUGCAACCCAUCAACAAAUUUUGAAUGGUACUGUUUCCACCAAAACGAAUAAACAAGGUUUUGCAGAAAGAUAUCAUUUGGCAGCAAAAUAUGUGACAAUUGCCAAAUGUUUCUUUAGGUUCAUAAGGGAAAACCAUAUCCAUUGUCACUUUUUAGAAAAAAUGACAACAGAUUAUGAUAUUAUUGGAAAAAUGUUGGCAGAAAAAUGA
Molecule: messenger RNA, 4233 nt
Organism: Vanderwaltozyma polyspora DSM 70294
Lineage: Eukaryota; Fungi; Ascomycota; Saccharomycetes; Saccharomycetales; Saccharomycetaceae
Gene: ADR1
Product: DNA-binding transcription factor ADR1
Exons: 1
Coding region: 1-4233 (1410 amino acids)
Biological process (GO): regulation of transcription by RNA polymerase II
Cellular component (GO): chromatin
Molecular function (GO): DNA-binding transcription factor activity, RNA polymerase II-specific; RNA polymerase II cis-regulatory region sequence-specific DNA binding
Source: RefSeq, a predicted model, not a curated record